AUGCAAAAAUUGAACGUAAAUCUAUCUAUCAAAACCUGUUCAUCUAUCUAUCUAUCUAUCUAUCUAUCAAAGCCUCGUUUCUUUCUUUCUUUCUUUCUUUCUUUCUUUCUUUCUUUGUCUAUUCCUUUCCUUCUUUAUUUUAGUCUUCAAUUUGUUUGUUUCUUUUUCCUUUGUUCCUUCCUUCCUCCCGUUCUUUCUUUCUUUCUUUCUUUCUUUCUUUCUUUCUUUCUUUCUUUCUUUCUUUCUACCAUGGUCUGUUCAUCUGUUUCUUUGUUUUUCUUAAUAUUCCUAUUUCUUUCUUUCUUUCUUUCUUUCUUUCUUUCUUUCUGUCUGUCUGUCUUUCCUUCUUUCUUUCUUUCUUUCUUUCUUUCUUUCUUUCUUUCUACCAUGGUCUGCUCAUCUGUUUCUUUGUUUUUCUUAAUAUUCCUAUUUCUUUCUUUCUUUCUUUCUUUCUUUCUUUCCUUCUUUCUUUCUUUCUGUCUGUCUGUCUUUCCUUCUUUCUUUCUUUCUUUCUACCAUGGUCUGUUCAUCUGUUUCUUUGUUUUUCUUAAUAUUCCUAUUUCUUUCUUUCUUUCUUUCUUUCUUUCUUUCUUUCUUUCUUUCUUUCUUUCUGUCUGUCUGUCUUUCCGUCUUUCUUUCUUUCAUUCUUUCUAUCUGUGUAUUAUUUAUAAAAUGUUAUAA
This is a messenger RNA of Acanthosepion pharaonis, 681 nucleotides long. The record is from the annotation of a GenBank genome assembly. Lineage: Eukaryota; Metazoa; Mollusca; Cephalopoda; Sepiida; Sepiidae.